GCAGCACAGCUCAACUGUUGGUUCUGUUCAUUUAAAUGGGCCUUGGCACCUUAGUCCAUAUGUCCUUUGACGGCACUGGUUUUCCUCUACCGUAUUCGUCUAGCAAGCCCGGGAGUGUGUGGAUGAGUGGGUACGUGGUGGCGAUACCUGUCUCACUGGAUGGAGUGUGUCUCUCCAGAAGUUCACGGAUUCAGCAACGCUAGGGUUGAAGUUAAGAGUCUCACCACCCACCUCCUCCCGCAGAGGCCGGGCCCAGAUUGGCACUCCAGCACCUAGUGAGUUAAGGCGCGUCGGGAACCGACGCGGGUUCGGGUAGGCUGGAGGGGUGUCGCAGGACUGUAGUAGAUCCCUCCGCGGCAGCGAGGGCCGGCGCUUCUUCCUGCGGGAAACCCCUGGGUGCCGAAGGCGGCGGGGCCUGGCCGCGGCGACAGGAGGGCGGGGUUAGCGGCGGGAGGAGGCGGCCGAGGCGGAAGGACACACGAGGCUGCUUAGCCGCACGCUUAAGAAAGUUUCAGCAAACUUCGGGCGGCGGCUGAGGCGGCGGCUCAGGAGCGGCGGACUUAGGGUGUGGGGAGUGGAGGCAUUUGAGCCUGAAUUUUGGGGCGCUGCGUGAGGCCGUGAGCCUCAGAAGCGGGAGGUGCGGUGGUGAAAGUGGGGGCUCCUUGGUCGGGACCCCUCCCCAUGUGGAUCUGCCUGGGCCGCGGCGGAGGAGGCGACCGAGAAGAUGCCCGCUCUGAGCCCCGCUCCGCUGUGGGUGCUGCUGGCGCUCUGGCUGUGCUGCGCGGUCCCCGCUCGUGCUUUGCAGUGUCGGGAUGGCUAUGAGCCCUGUGUAAAUGAAGGAAUAUGUGUUACCUACCACAAUGGUACAGGAUACUGCAAAUGUCCAGAGGGCUUCUUGGGAGAAUAUUGUCAGCAUCGAGACCCCUGUGAAAAGGAUCGCUGCCAGAAUGGUGGGACAUGUGUGGGCCAGGCCCUGUUGGGGAAAGCCACAUGCCGGUGUGCCCUGGGGUUCACAGGCGAGGACUGCCAGUACUCUACCGCUCACUCCUGCUUUGUGUCUCACCCCUGCCUGAAUGGAGGCACCUGCCAUGUGCUUAGCCGGAACGCCUAUGAGUGCACCUGCCAAGUUGGUUUUACAGGUGAGCUGUGCCAAUGGACGGAUGCCUGUCUGUCUCAUCCCUGUGCAAAUGGAAGCACCUGUACUACUGUGGCCAACCAGUUCUCCUGCAGAUGCCUCUCAGGCUUCACAGGGCAGAAGUGUGAGACUGAUGUCAAUGAAUGUGAUAUUCCAGGACAAUGCCAGCAUGGUGGCACUUGCCUCAACCUACCAGGUUCCUAUCAGUGCCAGUGCCCCCAGGGCUUCACAGGCCAGCACUGUGACAGCCCCUAUGUGCCCUGUGCACCCUCACCCUGUGUCAACGGGGGCACCUGCCGGCAGACUGGUGACUUCACUUUUGAAUGCAACUGCCUUCCAGGUUUUGAAGGGAGCACCUGUGAGCAGAAUAUUGAUGACUGCCCUAACCACAAGUGUCAGAAUGGAGGAGUCUGUGUGGAUGGGGUCAAUACUUACAACUGCCGUUGCCCCCCUCAGUGGACAGGGCAGUUCUGCACAGAGGAUGUGGACGAGUGCCUGCUGCAGCCCAAUGCCUGUCAGAAUGGGGGCACCUGCACCAACCGUAAUGGGGGCUAUGGCUGCGUCUGUGUUAACGGCUGGAGUGGAGACGACUGCAGCGAGAACAUAGAUGACUGCGCCUUUGCCUCCUGCACUCUGGGCUCCACCUGCAUUGACCGUGUGGCCUCCUUCUCUUGCAUGUGCCCAGAAGGAAAGGCAGGUCUCUUAUGUCACCUGGAUGACGCAUGCAUCAGCAAUCCAUGCCACAAGGGGGCACUGUGUGACACCAACCCUCUGAACGGGCAGUACAUUUGCACCUGCCCGCAAGGCUACAAAGGGGCUGACUGCACAGAAGAUGUGGAUGAGUGCGCCAUGGCCAAUAGCAACCCUUGUGAGCAUGCAGGAAAAUGUGUGAACACAGACGGCGCCUUCCACUGCGAGUGUCUGAGGGGCUAUGCGGGGCCUCGCUGUGAGAUGGACAUCAACGAGUGCCAUUCAGACCCAUGCCAGAAUGAUGCCACCUGUCUGGAUAAGAUCGGAGGCUUCACGUGUCUGUGCAUGCCAGGUUUCAAAGGUGUGCAUUGUGAAUUGGAGAUAAAUGAAUGUCAGAGCAACCCAUGUGUGAACAAUGGGCAGUGCGUGGAUAAAGUCAAUCGCUUCCAGUGUCUGUGUCCGCCUGGUUUUACUGGGCCAGUUUGCCAGAUUGAUAUUGAUGACUGUUCCAGUACUCCAUGUCUCAAUGGGGCGAAGUGUAUUGAUCACCCAAAUGGCUAUGAAUGCCAGUGUGCCACAGGAUUCACUGGUGUGUUAUGUGAGGAGAACAUCGACAAUUGUGACCCGGAUCCUUGCCACCAUGGCCAGUGUCAGGAUGGGAUUGAUUCCUACACCUGCAUCUGCAAUCCUGGGUACAUGGGUGCCAUCUGCAGUGACCAGAUAGAUGAAUGUUACAGCAGCCCUUGCUUGAAUGACGGUCGCUGCAUUGACCUGGUAAAUGGCUACCAGUGCAACUGCCAGCCAGGCACGUCAGGUGUUAAUUGCGAAAUCAAUUUUGAUGACUGUGCAAGUAACCCUUGUACCCAUGGAGCCUGCAUGGAUGGCAUUAAUCGUUACAGUUGUGUCUGCUCACCAGGAUUCACAGGGCAGAGAUGUAACAUUGACAUUGAUGAGUGUGCCUCCAAUCCCUGUCGCAAGGGUGCAACAUGCAUCAAUGAUGUGAAUGGUUUCCGAUGUAUAUGCCCUGAGGGGCCCCAUCACCCCAGCUGCUACUCACAGGUGAAUGAGUGCCUGAGCAAUCCCUGCGUCCAUGGAAACUGUUCUGGGGGUCUUAAUGGAUACAAGUGCCUCUGUGAUGCAGGCUGGGUUGGCAUCAACUGUGAAGUGGACAAAAAUGAAUGUCUUUCUAACCCAUGCCAGAAUGGAGGGACCUGUGACAAUCUGGUGGAUGGGUACAGGUGUUCUUGCAAGAAGGGCUUUAAAGGCUACAACUGUCAGGUGAAUAUUGAUGAAUGUGCUUCAAAUCCGUGUCUGAACCAAGGAACCUGCUUUGAUGAUAUAAGUGGCUACACCUGCCACUGUGUGCUGCCGCACACAGGCAAGAACUGUCAGACUGUAUUGGCUCCUUGUUCCCCAAACCCUUGUGAGAAUGCUGCUGUUUGCAAAGAGGCACCAAAUUUUGAGAGUUACACCUGCCUGUGUGCUCCUGGCUGGCAAGGUCAACGGUGUACAAUUGACAUUGACGAGUGUGUCUCCAAGCCCUGCAUGAACCAUGGUCUCUGCCAUAACACCCAGGGCAGCUACAUGUGUGAGUGCCCUCCAGGCUUCAGUGGGAUGGACUGUGAGGAGGACAUUGAUGACUGCCUUGCCAAUCCCUGCCAGAAUGGAGCUUCCUGUGUAGAUGGAGUGAACACUUUCUCCUGCCUGUGCCUUCCGGGCUUCACUGGGGAUAAGUGUCAGACAGACAUGAAUGAGUGUCUGAGUGAACCCUGCAAGAAUGGAGGGACCUGCUCCGACUACGUCAACAGUUACACUUGCAAGUGCCAGGUGGGGUUUGAUGGAGUCCACUGUGAGAACAACAUCGACGAGUGCACUGAGAGCUCCUGUUUCAAUGGUGGCACAUGUGUCGAUGGGGUUAACUCCUUCUCCUGCUUGUGCCCCGUGGGUUUCACUGGUCCCUUUUGCGUCCAUGAGAUCAAUGAAUGCAACUCUCAUCCAUGCCUGAAUGAGGGAAUAUGUGUUGAUGGCCUGGGUAUCUACCGUUGCACCUGCCCCUUGGGCUACACUGGAAAAAACUGUCAGACCCUGGUGAACCUCUGUAGUCGGUCUCCAUGUAAAAACAAAGGUACUUGCAUUCAGGAAAAAGCAGAGUCCCGGUGCCUCUGUCCGUCUGGAUGGGCAGGUGCUUACUGUGACGUGCCCGAUGUCUCCUGUGAGGUGGCAGCCUCCCGCAGAGGGGUGUCCACGGACCGCCUGUGCCAGCACUCAGGCAUCUGUAUCAACGCGGGCAACUCACAUCACUGCCAGUGCCCCCUGGGCUACACCGGGAGCUACUGUGAGGAGCAGCUUGAUGAGUGCUUGUCCAACCCCUGCCGGCACGGAGCCACCUGCAGGGGUUCCACUGGUGGAUACAGGUGUGAGUGUGUCCCAGGAUAUCAGGGCGUCAACUGCGAGUACGAAGUGGAUGAGUGCCAGAAUCAGCCGUGCCAGAAUGGAGGCACCUGUAUCGACCUUGUGAACCAUUUCAAGUGCUCCUGCCCACCAGGCACUCGGGGCCUGCUUUGUGAAGAGAACAUUGAUGACUGUGCCGGGGGCCCCCACUGCCUUAAUGGUGGUCAGUGUGUGGAUAGGAUCGGGAGCUACAGCUGUCGCUGCUUGCCUGGCUUUGCUGGAGAGCGGUGUGAGGGGGACAUCAAUGAGUGCCUCUCCAACCCCUGCAGCUCUGAGGGCAGCCUGGACUGCAUACAGCUCACCAACGACUACCUUUGUGUCUGCCGCAGUGCCUUCACUGGUCGUCACUGUGAAACUUUCGUCGAUGUGUGUCCCCAGAUGCCUUGCCUGAAUGGAGGGACUUGUGCUGUGGCCAGCAGCAUGCCUGAUGGUUUCAUUUGUCGUUGUCCCCCGGGAUUCUCGGGGGCAAAGUGCCAGAGCAGCUGUGGACAAGUGAAGUGUAGGAGAGGGGAGCAGUGUGUGCACACAGUCUCAGGACCUCGCUGCUUCUGCCCCAACCCUCAGGACUGCGCAUCAGGCUGUGCCAGCAGCCCCUGCCAGCAUGGGGGUAGCUGCUACCCUCAGCGCCAGCCUCCUUAUUACUCUUGCCAGUGUUCUCCACCAUUCUGGGGCAGCCACUGUGAACUUUACUCAGCCCCCACUAGCACCCCUCCUGCUACCUGUCUGAGCCAGUAUUGCUCUGACAAAGCUCGAGAUGGCGUCUGCGAUGAGGCCUGCAACAGCCAUGCCUGCCAAUGGGAUGGAGGUGACUGUUCCCUCACCAUGGAGAACCCCUGGGCCAACUGUUCCUCCCCACUUGCCUGCUGGGAUUACAUCAACAACCAAUGUGAUGAGCUAUGCAACACAGCUGAGUGCCUGUUUGACAACUUCGAAUGCCAGGGGAACAGCAAGACGUGCAAGUAUGACAAGUACUGCGCAGACCAUUACAACGACAACCACUGUGACCAGGGGUGCAACAGCGAGGAGUGUGGCUGGGAUGGGCUGGACUGUGCAGCUGACCAGCCAGAGAACCUGGCAGAGGGCACCCUGGUUAUCGUGGUGCUCAUGCCACCCGAACAGCUGCUCCAGGACGCCCGCAGCUUCUUGCGGGCACUGGGCACCCUGCUGCACACCAACCUACGCAUUAAGCGGGACUCCCAGGGCCGCCUCAUGGUCUACCCCUACUAUGGCGAGAGGUCUGCUGCCAUGAAGGAGCAGAGGAUGGCACGCAGGUCCCUCCCUGGCGAUCAAGAACAGGAGGUGGCUGGUACUAAGGUAUUUCUGGAAAUCGACAACCGCCAGUGUGUUCAAGAUUCAGACCAGUGCUUCAAAAACACGGAUGCAGCCGCAGCUCUUCUGGCCUCCCAUGCCAUCCAGGGGACACUGUCAUACCCUCUGGUGUCUGUUGUCAGCGAAUCCCUGACCCCCAAACGCACUCAGCUUCUCUACCUUCUUGCUGUUGCUGUUGUCAUUAUACUGUUUAUUAUCCUGCUGGGGGUCAUCAUGGCGAAACGAAAGCGUAAGCAUGGCUCUCUCUGGCUGCCGGAAGGUUUUACUCUUCGCCGAGACUCCAGCAAUCACAAGCGACGUGAGCCGGUGGGACAGGAUGCCGUGGGGCUAAAAAAUCUCUCAGUGCAAGUCUCAGAGGCUAACCUAAUUGGUUCUGGAACAAAUGAACAUUGGGUUGAUGAUGAAGGGCCCCAGGCAAAGAAAGCCAAGGCUGAAGAUGAGGCUUUACUCUCGGAAGAGGAUGACCCCGUCGAUCGACGUCCAUGGACACAGCAGCACCUGGAAGCUGCGGAUAUCCGUAGGACACCAUCACUGGCUCUCACUCCUCCGCAGGCAGAGCAGGAGGUGGAUGUGCUGGACGUGAACGUCCGUGGCCCAGAUGGGUGCACUCCACUGAUGCUGGCUUCUCUCCGAGGAGGCAGCUCAGAUAUGAGUGAUGAAGAAGAAGAUACAGAGGACUCUUCUGCCAACAUCAUCACAGACUUGGUCUACCAGGGAGCCAGUCUCCAGGCCCAGACAGACCGGACUGGUGAGAUGGCCCUGCACCUUGCAGCCCGCUACUCGAGGGCUGAUGCUGCCAAGCGUCUCCUGGAUGCAGGUGCUGAUGCCAAUGCCCAGGACAACAUGGGCCGCUGCCCUCUCCAUGCUGCAGUGGCAGCUGACGCCCAGGGUGUCUUUCAGAUUCUGAUCCGCAACCGAGUAACUGAUCUAGAUGCCAGAAUGAAUGACGGCACUACGCCCCUGAUCCUGGCUGCCCGCCUGGCUGUAGAAGGGAUGGUGGCAGAACUGAUCAACUGCCAAGCAGAUGUGAAUGCAGUGGAUGACCAUGGAAAAUCUGCUCUUCAUUGGGCAGCUGCUGUCAAUAAUGUGGAGGCAACCCUUUUGCUGUUGAAAAAUGGGGCCAACCGAGACAUGCAGGACAACAAGGAAGAGACACCUCUGUUUCUUGCUGCCCGGGAGGGGAGCUAUGAAGCAGCCAAGAUCCUGUUGGAGCAUUUUGCCAAUCGAGACAUCACAGACCACAUGGAUCGACUCCCCAGGGACGUGGCUCGGGACCGCAUGCACCAUGACAUUGUGCGCCUCCUGGACGAGUACAAUGUGGCACCGAGCCCUCCAGGCACCGUGCUGACUUCUGCCCUCUCACCUGUCAUCUGCGGGCCCAACAGACCUUUCCUCAGUCUGAAGCACACCCCAAUGGGCAAGAAGCCUAGACGGCCCAAUGCCAAAAGUGCUAUGCCCACUAGCCUCCCUAACCUUGCCAAGGAGGCCAAGGAGGCCAAGGGUAGUAGGAGGAAGAAGUCUCUGAGUGACAAGGGCCAGCUGUCUGAGAGCUCAGUGACUCUGUCCCCCGUUGACUCCCUGGAGUCUCCUCACACAUACGUUUCUGACACCACAUCCUCUCCACUGAUCACAUCACCUGGAAUCUUACAGGCCUCCCCCAACCCUAUGCUGGCCACUGCUGCCCCCGCUGCCCCGGUCCAUGCACAGCAUGCCCUCUCCUUCUCCAGCCUUCAUGAGAUGCAGCCUUUGGCUCCUGGGGCCAGCACCAUGCUGCCCUCUGUGAGCCAGCUGCUGUCCCACCGCCACAUUGUCCCCCCAGGCAGCGGCAGCGCCGGGAGCUUGGGGCGGCUCCAUCCCGUCCCUGUCCCAGCGGAUUGGAUGAGCCACAUGGAGAUGAAUGAGACCCAGUACAAUGAGAUGUUUGGUGUGGUCCUGGCUCCAGCCGAGGGCACCCACCCUGGUGCAGCUUCCCAGAGCAGGCCACCCGAAGGGAAGCAUCUGGCCGCCCCUCGGGAGCCCUUGCCCCCCAUCGUGACCUUCCAGCUGAUCCCCAAGGGCAGCAUUGCCCAACCAGCUGGGGCUCCCCAGCCUCAGUCCAACUGCCCUCCCACUGUUGCAGGCCCUCUGCCCACCAUGUACCAGAUUCCAGAAAUGGCUCGUGUGCCCAGUAUGGCUUUCCCCACCGCCAUGAUGCCCCAGCAGGACGGGCAGGUCGCUCAGACCAUUCUCCCAGCCUAUCACCCUUUCCCAGCCUCUGUGGGCAAGUAUCCCACGCCCCCUUCCCAGCACAGUUAUGCUUCCUCAAAUGCUGCCGAGCGAACGCCCGGUCACAGUGGCCACCUGCAGGGCGAGCAUCCCUACCUGACUCCGUCCCCAGAAUCUCCUGACCAGUGGUCGAGCUCGUCGCCCCACUCCGCUUCUGACUGGUCAGAUGUGACCACCAGCCCUACCCCUGGGGCAGCUGGAGGAGGCCAGCGGGGACCCGGAGCACACAUGUCUGAGCCACCGCGCAGCAACAUGCAGGUUUACGCAUGAGGGAGUCUGCCGCCCGUGUGGGGUCAGAGCUGCCUGCUGUACUUGCUGCUGAGGAGCAAAUGAAGGUCAUCCGGGAGAGAAAUGAAGAAAUCUCUGCAACCAGCUCUGGAGGCAGGAGGCAAGGGGUUGUCUAACCUUUUAGGUGAUGCAAAGGAAGCAAUUUUUUCAGCUUCCCUGGGUAUUUGCAAGGGUUUUUUCGAAGAGGGACAUGGCUCCUUCUAAUCUCUUGCCCAUCAAGCCAAGUUCAUUGAAAUGCAAGACAAAUACAAGACUCGGAACCACGUUUACUCUCCUCUGUGUGGAGGCGAGGACGGAUGCCUGGUAUAGCCACGGUGGUCUUGGAGCUCAGGCUGCGCUUUAAGCCCUGAGGGCUUCUGCCUCACCCAUGAGAAGAUUCUGCAGUGGAGUCCUUUUGGGAGUUGUGCCCUGGAAUUCUGCCUGAGUUGACUCACCUGUCUCAUCUUCUCAUCCUUGGAAAUACUUUUGACUUCAUUUGGUGCUUUAAUUUUUGCACCUCCCUGUGUGGUCAUGGACCCACCACGUCACAGGGCAGGACUUCUGUGCCGUCAAUCAUUCCUGCUGUGGAAAGCAACUCCAGCUGCCUUUUGCCCUCCUGUCUCCCCAGGGUCCCUAGGAGUCUCACAGUUUUCUUAGGUUAUGGUUCUCAGCACAAAUCUUUCAAGUGUAUUUCUUUAGAAAAUAGACACAUUGCAUUCUCCUACAUGACAGUCAUUCCCAGAAGAGGAAGGGGAGCAAAAUAUUUUUCUAGAACCCACUUUGGGGAACAAGAGACUCCUUCAAGAGGCUGCACCUUAAUUCUCUUGCCUGCACACAGGCUUCAUAUAAACCUUAUCAGGAAGAAGGAUAAGUAUCAAAGCGGUGGUUAUUCCAUUUGUGGGCUUACUCAGUGUGAGGUUUAUCUGGCAGCAUAGGCACCAUGCCCUCCCUUAAAAAGAAAGAAAACUGAACAGACGAAGAUUCAGGAUGCUGGGGGAAUGGCCGAGAGAUGAGCCAGUGUAAGAAGCGGCUGCGCCCUGGUGAGCCCCUCCCCUUCCUGCCGGUGUGAGACACGUGCGAUCCUGGGACUCAGAGCCCUCAGCCUGCCGCUCUCACCCCCAGCAGAGGAAGCCAGUCUUAGCUGUUAAACCCUUCCUUCCACAUAUCGCCACAGGAGAAAACGUCUCAAAGGAUAUUCCCUCAGUUUAGAACUGAACUUUCAUCAGCUCGAGGGACCUCGUGACAUUUGUCUUUCUUGGGUCCGGAGGUCAGUCUCUACCUCUGAUUCUCUUUCUGAUCGCAAGCCAGUGCACCAGUCUUCCCUCCAUCCUGCAUGGUCUGAGUUACUGGUGCACCCAGUAGGUCCUCACUGAACACAUGGACUGUCUGUGUUCAAAUGCGGGAAGUAGAAAGUGGGCCUAGUUUUCUAGGGUCCAGUACAGCCCUCUUAGAAGGUUAGAAAGGGAGGAAUUAUGAGUCAGCCGUUGCUAUUUUUUGCCACCAUUUUCUCCUUUGAAGCAGUUGUGACAUUCCCUUUUAGGCAAUUAAUGUAGAAACUGAGUGGGGAUGUUUUCUUUUCCUGGAGUCACUUUCUAGGUGAUAAUGGACAAUCACAGACUCACUGUCUUUGUCAUCCUCAUGUUCAGAUUGUGCUUGUGUCUUACCUGAGUUUGCUAUCUUGAUUUGUGGUCUUGUCAAGGGCAGAAGCUUUCUAGUCAACACUAGAAAUAGGAAAAAGAUACGUGUCUUCCUCUUCUCCCAGAGUCAGCAUACAAUUGGUCCUGUGGCCACGCUGUCACUUCUGCCCAGUGCUGGGGUGUCAGAGGCACCUGGAACGUGUUUGCUCUGCCAGUGCAUUGUUCAGAUGUUAAUAGGCCCACCGCCUACCCUGCUCGGGUCGGAUUAAUAGUCCUCACUCCUGCCAUGGCUGGGGGCGCGUGUCCUGGCUUCACACCUCCCUGAUUUGUAUCUGCAGUCCCAUUAGGAAAACUUGUGUGUCUGUUAGUGAGGCGGUCUGCAAAUGGCUUUUCAGUCCUGCCCACGUUCAUUGAGCCAACAAAAGCAAUCAGUUGUGCCCUGAUAUAAGCGGAUUGUUCAUUCUAUGUUCCCUCACAUGGCAACUCUGUCAGCCUUCUUCAUAGCGUGUAGCAUUUUAUCUUUCUAAAUGGAGACUCUUAACCCCUGGCCCCACCUGUUAAUUCACACAUGGGGAGAACCUAUCCACAGUGCCCAGUGUGGCCCCCGCAACAUCUGCCCCUCACUGUCAUUCUGUCCCAGCCCCACUUCCCCAAAGAUUGGGAUCCAGCAGCCUGGGAUUACGGCCUCCUGCUGCCCCAAGCACAGUGCGAGCCUGACCUGCUUGUCUCUCCUUGGGGUCCUUUGGGUUCAGGGAAGGGAAUGUGAAAGCUGCCAUUACAGACAACAGGCUUCAAUGAGAAGGAGGAAGACACUCCCUUGCGAGCAUUUAUCAGUCUCUUAGAUUUUAAGAACCCUUGAGUUGUAUAGUAUCUAAAAAAAAGAGGGUGAAACAGAGAAUCACUUUCUCAUCUGGGUUCUGAACUGGAGACUGUGCUCCUAUGGGACGCAUCUUUCAUGUCAUGUAUAGGCCCUCACCCCCAUUUUUGGUUUACUUCACUUUUAUAAAUUUUUCCUUUGACUCCUGUCCACCUUUGGGAUUCAUUUUUAAAAUUUGUUUCUUCUGUGUUGUGUUAAGCAUCGUUUUCUGACUUAUGUGACAGUGAGGCAGGGAGAGAUGUGAAGGAGAGACUGAGAACUAAAGAUUUUAAUGUAAGCAAUCAGCUGUGAUGCUUAAGGCCAUAUAUCAUCUUAUUAUUAAAUUUGCAAGUUCAUAACUCUUGAGCAGAGAACCAAAGGUGUACUGUAUGUUGGCAGGUGGUUUGGGGCUUUGGCCUUAAGCAGUUCACUGACUGUAGGUGCCUGUGCGGGAGGACGCGUUCACCUGCCCUGAGGCCCCCUGGUGACUGUGUGCUACUUGGCUCCUUCCUUGUGUACGUUUCUCUUAAAAGUGAUACUAUAUCUGUUUGUAUGAGAGACCCAAUAACCAAUAGAAUGACCGCAUAUUCCUAACUAUACAUAGUAAGGAAAAUGCACACUUUGUUUUUACUUUUCGAAGUUUCCUUCUUAAAGUAGGUAAGAUGAAAUUUAUAUAAAAGCAUUUUUAUGACAAAAUAAAAAAAGAUUACAUGUCAA
Manis javanica (Malayan pangolin) is the source of this 11347-nucleotide messenger RNA. It is a transcript of the gene NOTCH2, whose product is annotated as notch receptor 2. The record is from RefSeq and is a predicted model, not a curated record. Gene Ontology annotation, cellular component: cell surface; signaling receptor complex; plasma membrane. NCBI's taxonomy places the organism in Eukaryota, Metazoa, Chordata, Mammalia, Pholidota, Manidae. Gene Ontology annotation, molecular function: protein binding; signaling receptor activity; calcium ion binding. Gene Ontology annotation, biological process: apoptotic process; multicellular organism development; cellular response to tumor cell.